This is a messenger RNA of Trichoderma reesei QM6a, 538 nucleotides long. RefSeq lists its product as uncharacterized. The transcript has 4 exons. Bases 1 to 456 code for a protein of 151 amino acids. Gene Ontology annotation, molecular function: endopeptidase inhibitor activity. Lineage: Eukaryota; Fungi; Ascomycota; Sordariomycetes; Hypocreales; Hypocreaceae. Gene Ontology annotation, biological process: vacuole fusion, non-autophagic. The record is from RefSeq and is a predicted model, not a curated record.
AUGGCCGGCCACGUCCGUCAGGUCCUACUAUUAUGGAGGCGGCUACUAAGGCGUGCUGCGGGAAGGAGGAGCGUGACGUAUCGAUACCUGCCCCGGCGGACUGCUGAGCUGGGUGCUGUCACCACUCGUAUUAAUACGGGGGAUGGCCUGGGCUUCCUCCCCGCAUCAUCAUCACCACCAUUCUCUACCGCAAUCACAUCACAACGACUACACUUUCUGUCAACAUCCACAGCGUUCAAGAUGCCGUCCUACAUCGUCACCCUCAAGGAAGAUGCUUCCGAUGCCGACCUCGCCGCGGCCAAGAAGAAGGCCACCGAUGCCGGCGCCAAGAUUACCCAGGAGUACAGCCUGAUCAAGGGCUUCGCCGUUGAAUACCCCGAGGGCACUGUCGUUGCGCUCGACCAGGACCCGAACGUGCAGUCUGUCGAGAAGGACCACGUUGUGACGACGCAGUAAACGAGGCGCUUCCUGAUGAUGCUCAUGAUGAUGCCGGCAAGACCUACAUUAGACGGGAAAUAAACAUGGGAUUUUCUCUUUG